CUGGUUAGAAAAUUGAUCCGUUAUAGCGAAUAUCGAGCUUUUACUAGUAAACUCCGGUAUAUCGAACCUAUUUUAAUAUACGUGAUUUGGUUCCAGCAAAAAAGUCCGGUUUAGGCGCAAAUCCGGUUUAUCGAAGAUCGAAUUUCACUGUGUACCCUGGGAGUUGCGCUCUGAAUCCUUAAAAAGAACUCUAAAUUUUUCAAACUGAAUUUUUUCAACCUUCCAAUUGUAAUUUACCCGUAGUUAUGGAAUUGAACACUAAAUAUCCAGUUGUUCUCUUAAUGGGAAAAACAGGUGCGGGAAAAAGCACUCUUGGAAAUUUACUUCUUGGUGCACCACAUAAAAAAGGACCUUUUGCUACCGGCUCACGAAUGGACUCUAUCACACAAGAGUGUAAAGCAGAAACUAUGUUAAUUGACGACGUACCAUAUAACAUUGUCGACACGCCUGGAAUUCUUGACCCUAACCGAGGUACUAUUCCUAUACUUAAUGAAAUUUCCAAGACUAUCAAUAAAUGUGCUCAUGGGGUUAAGGCUAUCCUUAUUGUUUCUGAAGUCGGAAGGUUUACUGACGAGCAAAAAGAUGCUCUAAACCGAAUAAGAAAUUUCCUAGGAAAAGACGCAACAAAUAAUAUUAUAUCAGUUCUUUCCCGCGCAGACAAAGAUCAGACUGAAGAUAGAAGUAUAAUGCAAAGCGAUUGGAAUCAAUCUUUUCGUUCUUUUAUCCAAGGCAUUGGAAACCGUUGGGGCAUCUCUCCCAAUCCUGAAAUUUUUCCGGCUGGUGAAGAGACUCAUAAAGUACGGUUAGGGGAAAUCAAGAAUUUAAUCAGCAGUAUACAAGGAGUUUACACCACUGAGCAACAUGAGAAGUGCCAACGAGAACAAGCGGAAGCGAGGCGACGAAAAGAAGAGGAUGAAAAAAGAGCAAAGCGGGAACACGAUGAGAAAUUAAAAGAAGAUGCAAGAAGAGAAGCCGAAAGAGCCCAUCAACGUGAGUUUAACCAAAUGCGACAAGAAUAUGAAAAACAGCAUAGGCAAAUAUUGGAGAAAAUGAUUGAGUCGUUGCGUCGAGAAAAAGAAAACGAGCGUCAAGAAAGAGAAAAAGAGCGGCAAGAAGCAAGAGAACAUCAAGAAAGAAGACGUCAAGAAGAAAGAGAACGUCAAGAAAGGGAACGUCAAGAAAGAAGACAACAAGAACUUAAAGACGGUAUAAUGUUUGCAGCGUCUGAAGCGCUUAAAAUGGCUUUUUACGCCUUCAUAUAAGAAAAAAAGUAAAUCCAUUUGACACGAAAUCAACUCGAUAAUUUCCAAAUCAUAUAUUUCUAGUGAAAAUCUAAAGUUUAAGAAAAAGAAGGAACGUUUAUAAUAAAAAAAGUUUACGCGUUAUAAUAAAUAUUUAAAGUUUAAAAAAUUAAAAGUAUUGAAGAUUUUUUAAUAUAAAUAUUCCGUGGGAAAAGUUGUG
This is a messenger RNA of Rhizophagus irregularis DAOM 181602=DAOM 197198, 1461 nucleotides long. RefSeq lists its product as uncharacterized. Gene Ontology annotation, molecular function: GTP binding. The record is from RefSeq and is a predicted model, not a curated record. NCBI's taxonomy places the organism in Eukaryota, Fungi, Glomeromycota, Glomeromycetes, Glomerales, Glomeraceae.